CGCCCCGAGCCCUCGACGCUCGCCAGCGCUCUGCUCGCCGCACAACAGGGAACGCGUUGAGCAGACAUGGACAUUCUCAAGGUGCUGCCGCCCAACUUCGGAUAUGUCAUAUUCACGUACCUCUACAGCUGGGUGAUGCUGGGGUACCUGGCGGUCAAGGUCGGGGCCGCCAGGAAGAAGUACGACGUCAAGUAUCCCACCAUGUACAGUGACAAGGAGCAAACGUUCAACUGUAUCCAGAGGGCUCAUCAGAACACACUGGAGGUGUACACUCAGUGGCUUGUUUUCCAGACUAUCGCAGCUCUUGUCUAUCCGUUAUCGGCAUCUGUGCUGGGGGCUAUUUGGGUGACCAGCAGGCUUUCCUAUGCCUGGGGUUACUACACCGGAGAUCCAUCCAAGAGGAUGAAGGGUGCCUAUGGCUACAUUGGAUACUUUGGAGUCAUCUUUCUGUCCAUAUCUGUAGCCUUGCAAUUGCUUGGUGUCUUUUAAGAUGGUUGUCUUUUAUCUUACUGAUUUGUUUGCUCAUUUAUAUGACUUGCAUGCUAUUUUCAAAUGUAUCAUCAAUAAAGUGGAAUCACAGUCCUCUUAUGCUUUUUUCCCCCAACUUUUGAUGUGAAAUACCUUUAUACCACUAACUUGAUACUUGAUAUCUUUUCCUUCCAAUAUUUGUUAUUAAAUUUUUUUUCCAUGUAAUCACUGAAAAUAAAAAUAGAUGCUGUCUGAUA
Molecule: messenger RNA, 725 nt
Organism: Scophthalmus maximus (turbot)
Lineage: Eukaryota; Metazoa; Chordata; Actinopteri; Pleuronectiformes; Scophthalmidae
Gene: mgst3b
Product: microsomal glutathione S-transferase 3b
Exons: 4
Coding region: 67-489 (140 amino acids)
Cellular component (GO): endoplasmic reticulum; nuclear envelope; membrane
Molecular function (GO): glutathione transferase activity; glutathione peroxidase activity
Source: RefSeq, a predicted model, not a curated record